This is a messenger RNA of Benincasa hispida (wax gourd), 1435 nucleotides long. RefSeq names its product phosphoglycerate mutase-like protein 1. Gene Ontology annotation, molecular function: phosphatase activity. NCBI's taxonomy places the organism in Eukaryota, Viridiplantae, Streptophyta, Magnoliopsida, Cucurbitales, Cucurbitaceae. The record is from RefSeq and is a predicted model, not a curated record. Gene Ontology annotation, cellular component: cytoplasm.
UGGAAUUUGGAUGUUGUUAUAAAGUGAUUGGGCAUUUAUAGAGAUGGCUCAAACCGCGCGCUUUUGAACUGACGACACUGCCUCGGUUGCUAUAUUAUAUGUGAUUAUCCGCGAUAUUCUGUAACGUGUUGAAAGCUCUGUACCAAUUAUUGUCGCGCCAUUUCUCUCCUUUUCAUUCGUCUUCAAGCUCCAUAGCUACGUUUUUCCUUCGCCGUCUUCUCAUCUUCCUGCUCUCUUCAGAUAUAUGGACUCUGCAGGAGGUUUGAGUUUGUAUCCCUCGCACCGUUGUAAAACUAUUCAUCUGGUGAGACAUGCACAAGGAACUCAUAAUGUUGCAACGGAAAAGGAUCGCAGUUUGCUUCAAUCUUAUGAUUAUUUUGAUGCUCAACUUUCCCCUUUAGGAUGGCAACAGGUUGAUAAUCUGCGGAAGCAUGUGCAAUCAUGUGGAAUUUCAAAGACAAUUGAGUUAGUCAUCGUCUCCCCCUUGUUAAGGACUAUGCAAACAGCAGUUGGAACCUUUGGUGGGGAUGAGUACAAAGAUGGUAUAAAUGUUCCUCCGUUAAUGGUAGCAAAUGCGGGGGGCAGCAACCAUCCUGCAAUUUCAAGUCUUAACUGCCCGCCAUUUUUAGCAGUAGAGCUUUGUAGGGAACGUUUGGGUGUUCAUCCAUGUGAUAAGAGGAGAAGCAUUAGCGAGUAUCGGCCUCUUUUCCCUGCAAUUGAUUUUUCAUUGAUUGAACAUGAUAAUGAUAUCCUGUGGACACCGGACAAGAGAGAGACGAAUGACCAGAUUGUAGCAAGAGGACUGAAGUUUCUGAAUUGGCUGUGGACUCGGAAGGAGAAAGAGAUUGCAAUUGUCACCCACAGUGCAUUCUUAUUUGAGCUCCUGAAAUGUUUUGGAAAUGACUGCCAUCCAUCUAUAAAGAACGAAAUCUGCAAAUAUUUUACGAACUGCGAGCUUCGAUCCAUGGUUAUUGUUGACAAGAGUAUGACAGGAUCAGAUAUCUCAAGGACUAAUUACCCCGGCAAAAUUCCUCAAGGUCUUGAUCUCCCUAGUGACGUUGCCACUGAGAAGCAACCGGAGAAAGUAGUUACAAGUGAUGUUGAAGCUUGAAGAAGAUAAAAGCUUGUGCUGCUCAUUCUCUCUCCAUGGGAACACGAGAAAUGUCGUCUUCAUCGUUAAAUCUUGAAUCAAUUCUAUCAGUUAGGUUCUUAGUUCAUUUCACUUUUUGGGGUUUUUUUUUUCACUUCAAAAUUCAGUUAGGCAUGAAUUAGGUCAGUCCAAGCCUGCAAUUUGUCAAUGAGGAGCUUUAUACUCAGAUUGUCGUGGCUUCUUGUCUCCAAGGUACAUUUUUCUGUCCAUAUUUCGUUUGUUGUGGGUACAUGUACUCUUAAUUUGAUUUUAAGUUAAUAAAAUUUAUGUCUUCCAUGUGUUCCA